GGUUUGGGUUUAUUAGUGAACAAAAAUUGGACAUUUUUCUCGAUCACCUCUUCCGGCGAGAACAAAGCUCUGCCCAAAAAUCUUAUCCCAAACUUGCCACUCUCUCUCUUUAUCUCUAUGUAUCUUUUAGAAGCAAGGGAGCCUGACGAAUCCACUUUCUCUCUCUAAGAUUAUUGAGCUGAAACUGGUGAGUGAAAGAUGUGGUGUUUAGGGAUUCAAGGGGCCAGUGGUACUUCCAGUUCCCUGGCUUUCAUGCGCACUUCCUCCAUUAAACUCAACUCGAAGGUUUCACUUUCUCUCUCUAACCCCACACCUAUGAAGUUGUGCGCGAGAAGAGGGAGACUGGGUCUUCUAGUGCGAGAAAGUGGGAAAAGGGAGGAUUUUGAGAAGUGGGUAGUGAGAGUAGCAGCAGAAGGACAGGUGGGGGAAAACUUUUCUUCUUCUACUGGGACUGAAAACCCAAUUGAAAUUGAGCCCGAAGAAACUGCGACGGCCAAGGUUGUUGUCAAGACCCCUACAAAACCAAGGCUUGUUUUGAAGUUUAUUUGGCUCGAGAAGAACAUCGGUCUAGGCCUUGACCAAGUUAUCCCAGGCCAUGGAACCAUCCCUCUUAGCCCUUACUACUUUUGGCCUAGGAAGGAUGCAUGGGAGGAGCUCAGGUCUAAGUUGGAGAGUAAACCAUGGAUCUCUCAGAAGAGAAUGAUUAUUCUUCUCAAUCAAGCCACUGAUAUUAUCAAUUUGUGGCAACAGAGUGGAGGCAAUUUAUAGGUAGGCGGCGUCCACAUAGUUGUGGAUAGUAGUAUUUUUACAUGAACUUUGAGCUAUUGUUUUGCAAUGUAACACAGUGAGCAAUCUUUGUUGCGUAUAUUGUGAACAGAUUCAGUUGGUUCUUUUUCUUCAUCUUUCUGGAUAUGAUUCCAUAUUUUGUUUGGUUUUCUCAUGUGGAGUGCUCCCUCAUUUAGAAGAUAUCUAGCAAUCAAGCCCUAGGUGUAUAUGGUUUGAUUGUAGUUACCUGGCAAAAGAUCCUCUAUGUGCUUUCCCUCAAAAAAUAAUCGAGUCUAUCAUAUACAUACAA
Molecule: messenger RNA, 1075 nt
Organism: Amborella trichopoda
Lineage: Eukaryota; Viridiplantae; Streptophyta; Magnoliopsida; Amborellales; Amborellaceae
Source: RefSeq, a predicted model, not a curated record